AACGUUAACAGAUACCGUGAUAUUUUAAUACAAGAUACUGAUAUAUAAAAGCACCACCCACCUCUGCAAAUUGUGCUUAAAAGUUCUAUUUCUAUUGUAAGGGCUCGCAGACAUUCCAUUAUUUGUCUUAGGUGCUCAACAUACUGAACGAACAAUCAUAUUUAGAAACGCAAGAUGCCGACAUUAAGCAAAGUUCCCCCAAUUCUGAGCAAGGAACAAAAGGACUUCAUGACAUGGUUUGAGGCGUUGGAUGAUGAUCAACAGAAGCAAGUGUUUUCUGGACUCAUAUCAAGUGUCUCGCGGAAGCCAGAAGUUAUUUCCAGCAUAGCACGUGGCAUCGCCCCGUUUGACAAACGAGAUUUCAUGGCAGCUCUGCCCAAGAAACUAGCCAUGCACAUUCUGUCGUACUGCGACGCUAGGUCGCUGUGUUGUAGUGCGUUGGUGUCCAAGCAGUGGAAGAGUCUGGCAGAUGACGAUUCCCUGUGGCACAGGAUGUGCUCGCAACAUAUAAACAAGAAGUGCAAACGGUGUGGGUGGGGGUUGCCUCUGGAGGCGGAGACCGAGAUGAAUUUCGAGGACUUGGAGAACGGAGAAGAAGUCCCUAUUGUACAGAGCAAUGGUUGUGGAAAUGGAGACAGUAAUAGUCAUCCAGCGGAUAGUAAAAAACGUUUAUUCGGGGGUGAGAUGGCCGGGUGCUUCAACAACGCCUCGACAGAAAGUGAUAGUGAAAGACAGACCAAACGAUUGAAAAGAGACAGAUCAUGGAAGGAGGUGUAUGCCGAGCGGAUGAUAGUAGAGAAAAACUGGCGGAAGGGACAAUUCCGGGCCGCCAAACUUAGCGCGCACACGGACAGUGUACUGUGCCUAGAGUUUGUGCGAACGCGUAUUGUAUCCGCGGGAUUAGACAAGACUAUUCGUGUGUGGGAUGCCAAUACGCGGGAGUGUAUAAAGACUAUGGAGGUGGAGAACACAGCCAAGUGUCUGCAGUUUGAUAAGAAGAAGGUCAUUGCGGGGUGUGUGGACGGGGGUAUCCGCAUCUUGUGCCUGUGUACGGGUGCUUGUGUGCGAAAGAUCGAUGCUCAUCGAGGACAGGUCAAUACAUUACAGUUCGACGAUCUGAAUCUCGUGUCCGGAGGGUCGGACAGUAUUGUGCAGGUGUGGAGUUUUGUUACAGGUCGGUGUACCCAACUGAAAGGCCAUACCGAUGCCGUCACGUGCGUUAGACUGCACAGUGGGAAGGUGCUCAGUGGCUCUGAAGACCGGACGUUGAAGCUCUGGGAUCUGCAGACUAUGAUCUGCCAGACGACGUUCACGGGACACAAAGACACGAUCACAUGUGCACAGCUUUCCCACAACAUCGUAGUGAGCGGAAGUCUCGACAACACCAUCAAGAUAUGGGAUACUAAGACUGGUGAAUGUCUGAACACACUCUUCUCGCAUACCAUCGGCGUCAACUGUUUACAAUUCGACAGCUUGCGCAUCGUCAGCGGCAGCGAAGACGGUACCAUCAAGGUCUGGGAUCGACAAACUGGUCACUGCAUGUACACUCUCCAGGGCCACGACCAGUCCGUGAACACACUGCAAUUCAACGAUUCCAUGAUUGUGUCGGGUUCGGAUGAUAACAAUAUCAAGAUUUUCGACUUCUCUGCCGAACCACUUCGAAUCUCUGGCUUCUGAUUGGACCAAAAUCGGGUGUUGUAACGAGCCUGCUACCCAUUGAUAGAGUCACACACGCGCUCACCCACUGCGCUGAGUACAGACCGGGCGGUUUGUGUUCAACUCUUAUUUAAGAGUUCUCGCACUCAGUUUGUAGGUAGUGUACGCGCCCUUUGGCCCAGCGGUGGUAUACGCUAAGAAUCGGGACAGUUUUGUCUGUGUAGAGUAACAUGGAAAUUAUCGCGAGAUGCCGCGUAGGCAUAUACACGGAUGGAGAGUUCUUUAUUGGUUGGUAGAUUGCCAUACAAUAUUACUAAGUCUGUUUCAGUGGAGCUCUUAAACCCGUCGUCAGGUUUCAUUCAUCAUUCAGCGCCUAGUUAUAGUUGGACAACGAUAGGUGCGCGCUCCCUGGAGAUGGCGUGGAAUACAUGUGAGCCGUUUCUAAUUAUAUUAUGGAUGAGUCAAUCGAGCACGGCAGAUCGAUAUGAAGGAGCAGAAUAAAUAGUAGUUUUAUCGCUUGAACGAACGCCGGAGGACACCACAGAGCUCGUUCUGCUGGAGCUUGUGAGGAAAUCUAGAUGCGGAUGAGGUGCACAUGCAGCACCACAACACAAUACAAUUUAAUACAGCUGAAUAAAUAGUAGUUUUAUCCUUCCAAUUUAACAUGCACUUUUCGAACACAGUCGAACGUGUACUGGUGACAAUCC
Molecule: messenger RNA, 2363 nt
Organism: Sphaeroforma arctica JP610
Lineage: Eukaryota; Ichthyosporea; Ichthyophonida
Exons: 7
Coding region: 175-1677 (500 amino acids)
Molecular function (GO): protein binding
Source: RefSeq, a predicted model, not a curated record